GAAUCAUUUGAACGUUCCUGAAACAAAUUUAAACAUUCACUUUCAAAUUGAGUCAAGGCGUUAAACGUAUCAAUUAUUCCACACAGCAACAGAUGAGGUCAGAUGUGUCAAAAUAGCUCAAACCCGGAAGUAUUUCCCUUUUUAUUUUUUAAAAAAACUAGAAACGGACCACACCUUGCUUGUAAAGUUGAAGCAUGUAUCGUAGAUUAUAGUCUUCUUAUCAUAAAAACAUUAAUGUUGGGUAUGUUUCAAAUUGGGCGAAAUCACAAUCAAGUGCAAAAUUUCUAUCAACAGUGAUACAAACAGUUUACAUGUAUGAAGAUGCAAAAUAUUUAUUUGAACUAUUUCAAAUUCAUAUUUGUUUUUCAAGAGUGGUCAGGUUAGAUGCUGAGACAUUUUAUUGACCAAGCACUCUUUCCCAAUGAUAGACAGGGUUAGAAUGACGUAUCUAUAAAUAGUAACACGUCAAAACUAUUUCAAGUAAAUCCGAAAAUUGUGAUCCGUUACGUUACCACAACCUGUAUCGACUGCAUGGGACAUGCAUAACGUAACGAGCUGCCAUUGAGCCCAGAUGUCCUAUGUCUUCAGGGGAGAACUGACUGAACAUGUUCCGUCGGAGAUUAUUUGUACAGAGGAUUUUUUAAGAGACGAUUAUCUUUUUCUCUUCAGGGGGAUUUUCUGCUGCUAUGGACAGUUUGAAUUUCAGCCAUUAUCCAGUGAUGGUGGGUCAACAGUGCCUCUGCCUGCUGUUAUUCAGAACUCUUGUGUCUCCGAGCAGACUCCACAGUGUGUAGCUGGGCAUAUUGGGGAGGGAUUUGAAGCAGUGGCCAUAAGACUGGGCCUACCAAAGGUGUUCAUAGACAGGUGUAAGAUGUCUCACUCCUCGCAUCACAUGCAGGUGUUUCACAUGAUGUACACGUGGAGGCAGAUAACUGGGACACAAGCUACGGUCAGGGUUCUGAUGGAUGUUCUGGCAGACUCUGUACACGUGUGUGAUGUUGAUGUGGACGCCGUUGUAAGGCUGUUGAAGACAAUGGAGUAAAUGUCAUGGAUUUGAUUUAUGAUGUGAGUCUAAGGAAAAGCUAUAACCAGAAGCUGCAGGAAACAUGUACUUGUAGACGCUGCAGGCUGGAAAGGUGUAGUUAGAGUCAGAAUGUAUUUUGGUCAAAUAUAUUUCUCUUCACAGUUAUAUGGGCCGAUAUCAUAUCUACCGGCUUCACAUCCUAAUGAGAACCUUAUUCAUGAGUUUUCUAUGCUCGUACGCAGAUGAGGAAGGAUGGCUUCAGCACUAUCAUUUCGAGAAACAUUCACACCUUGUAUCCAUGGUGGGAUUUCUGUUGUGACGAAUAAGAAGCAUAUGGGUGUCAGAUAUACUCAGUUCAGCAUGUUACUAUAACGGCCAUGAGAAGAGACCAGUAAACACUCUACGUUUCUAUAAACGUUGUUGUUCUUCGAUCAAAAGAUAGUGAUCCUUUGUGUGUCUGUGUCAGUGUCUGUCUAAAUCUAGCUUGUGCAGCUGUGUCAUGGGCAUCUCCCUGCUGCUGAAGCUGAAAUAUUACACACUGGAGACACGCCUGCUAGCUGCUGACCUCUCGUUGUGUAUAACAAAUAAUCACUGCAAUGACGAUCCGAACAUUCUGACAAUAUGUCAGUGACAGGUUUUAUGCUCGUCAUCGAUAAAUCAGUCAUGGUCACGACUGGGGACGUAA
Molecule: messenger RNA, 1709 nt
Organism: Haliotis rubra (blacklip abalone)
Lineage: Eukaryota; Metazoa; Mollusca; Gastropoda; Lepetellida; Haliotidae
Exons: 2
Coding region: 572-1042 (156 amino acids)
Biological process (GO): signal transduction
Molecular function (GO): protein binding
Source: RefSeq, a predicted model, not a curated record